This is a messenger RNA of Macaca mulatta (Rhesus monkey), 4088 nucleotides long. RefSeq names its product zinc finger protein 385D (gene ZNF385D). NCBI's taxonomy places the organism in Eukaryota, Metazoa, Chordata, Mammalia, Primates, Cercopithecidae. Gene Ontology annotation, cellular component: nucleus. Gene Ontology annotation, molecular function: nucleic acid binding; zinc ion binding. The record is from RefSeq and is a predicted model, not a curated record.
GAGGCAGCAAAUCCUGGGCAACUGAGAUGUGACUUUUAUCACCAGUUAUUUUUCUUUAUAUCUUUCUAUCAACAUAGCUCAGGGAACACUCAAGAAAUAAAAAAUUACUCUUCACCAAGUACUAGCUUUCUGGGACCUGAUCACUUCUAAGUGUAAACCUCUAUUACCCUAGCAAUGGUCCCUGGCGUUCCUUUUAUUCCUCUUAUAUAUAAACAUCACAAAAAAUAACAACAAACCCUCAAGCCCACAGCAAAGAGAACGCAAGCACGGCACCAUCCCUCUUCGUACUGCCGUUUUCACUUGGUAGAGGAGGUUAAAUUUUGGAGAGAAUGGUGGCAUUCAUAGGAGGGGCGGGGUAAAAGUGUUGUCUAAUUUACACGUUAAUGGCAGAACUCGCCUUAAGCACGUCCCUCCUGCACAGUGGUGAAAUCCUCCUGUGUGCUCCUGUGUGGAUCCCGAGACCCUUCUCGCUUUAAGAGAGCCUCCCGCGCCCCUCACUCCGCCCCUUCCCAAGUCUCUGGGCUCGUCAAAGCUUCCCGAGAGCCAUGGUUGGUCCAGGCAGGCAAUCGGAGCACCUCAUGGAGCGGCUGCUAACCCAGGGUGGGGUGGGGUGGGGUGGAGGGGUCUGUCUGUAGUACUCUCAGUCCUGAUGUCACAGGCGCGGCAAGGACAUCGCAAGGAGGAGUCGGAUUACAGUAAGGAUGGGCAGUGCAGCAGGCAGCCCCAGCGCACUCUCCAGCCGCCGGGGAUCUUAGCCCCGGAAAGGCAGGCUGCAAGGCGCUCAACCCGCGGAGGAGGCACGCUCUCGGCGCUCACUGCUCUCCACGCCGGGGACAUUUCCACCGAAUGUAGCAUGAAACGGCUCUGCUCUGCGUGCCAGCCUUGGGUGAGAGCUGAUGCUGAAGACAACGCGGUGGGAUUCCAGCUGUCUGAUUAAUGAGAAACAUAAUGUAUUUUGGUGGUACAUGCCAGAGUCCUGCUCUCCCGGCCCUUGUCCGUCCACCAGCCCCUCCUCUGCAACCAUCGCUGGAUAUUAAACCAUUUCUUCCUUUUCCUCUUGACACUGCAGCUGCAGUCAACCUGUUCCCCAAUUUCAAUGCGAUGGACCCGAUUCAGAAAGCUGUAAUAAACCAUACAUUCGGGGUUCCUCUUCCCCAUCGAAGAAAGCAAAUCAUAUCAUGCAACAUUUGCCAGUUGAGAUUUAAUUCUGAUAGCCAGGCUGCGGCCCACUACAAAGGCACGAAACAUGCCAAGAAGCUCAAAGCACUGGAAGCCAUGAAAAAUAAGCAGAAAUCUGUAACUGCCAAGGACAGCGCAAAGACUACCUUCACCUCCAUCACUACCAAUACCAUCAAUACCAGCUCUGACAAAACAGAUGGUACUGCAGGGACACCAGCAAUAUCAACGACGACAACUGUGGAAAUCCGCAAAAGCAGUGUUAUGACAACUGAGAUCACCUCUAAAGUGGAAAAAAGCCCAACGACAGCCACUGGCAAUAGCUCAUGUCCUUCUACUGAGACCGAGGAAGAAAAGGCAAAACGGCUUCUUUACUGUUCGCUAUGCAAGGUUGCUGUCAACUCCGCCUCGCAGCUGGAGGCGCACAACAGUGGUACUAAGCACAAAACCAUGCUGGAAGCCCGGAAUGGAAGUGGCACUAUCAAAGCCUUUCCUAGGGCAGGAGUGAAAGGCAAAGGACCUGUUAAUAAAGGAAAUACAGGCCUCCAAAAUAAAACAUUUCACUGUGAAAUCUGUGAUGUGCACGUCAACUCGGAAACACAACUUAAACAGCACAUUAGCAGUAGAAGGCACAAAGACAGAGCUGCUGGGAAGCCCCCGAAACCUAAAUACAGUCCUUACAACAAACUACAGAAGACAGCACAUCCACUGGGGGUAAAAUUAGUAUUUUCAAAAGAACCUUCAAAGCCAUUGGCACCACGAAUUCUACCAAAUCCUCUAGCAGCUGCAGCAGCUGCAGCAGCAGUGGCUGUGAGUUCCCCCUUCAGUCUUCGAACUGCUCCAGCAGCAACACUGUUCCAGACUUCUGCGCUUCCUCCAGCACUCCUGCGGCCAGCUCCUGGACCCAUUCGGACCGCCCACACUCCUGUGCUGUUUGCUCCUUACUAAAUUCCAAAUAGGAGUAAUUGUACUGCAAUAAUUUUUCAAAAAACAAAAAACAAAACAAACAAAGAGAACUAUGCAGUGUUUAUUUAUAGUUUAAAGUAUAUCUGAAGAGCCAGGACUUUUGAUAGUGAAUUGAAAAGGUUAUAAAAAAGGGGGGGAGGUAUGGGGGUGGGAGGGAGGGAGUGGUAUUUUCUCCAAAUUAAAGCAUUCCUCUUGAAUGUUGAUUGUUUUAGAAGUGAUCUCCAGCAUUGAUUUGUAGUGGUAUCUAGAACUUCUGAAGCCUCUGUGACUGUGCUUUUGGGUACCUAUUUCCCUCUGCAUUGUCUUUCCUGCUUUAUGAAACAACUAUACAUUGUCUAAGGGCAUUAACCGGUUCCAAUGUAUAUAAAAUAAUUUACUCUGUAGAUUAAAUCAUACAAAAAAGGAAAAAAACAAAAACAAAAGCAACACUGUGAAUAGUACUACCCGUGCUGGUCCUCUUGCUAUGACAGCAAUUACUGGGUAUUUAUCCCAACAAAAGUAGAUACAGUAGAUGUCUUGUAAAACAAUAGUGCUGUGUCUCAAUCUAUGCCACUAGGUUUUAAAGAAUUGCAAAGGUAGAAUGAACAACUAUUUCAUAUCAAUAAGCAGUCAAAAAAUAAACAUACACCAGAUGGUGUCAUGGAGGUCUCCCUGGUCAGCAUUCUCCCCUCCUGUAUGGCUUGAAGAUAUAGCAGAGCUAAGCUUAGAGAUGGGGGAGGUAUUAAUAAAGGUGAUUUCUUACAAAGUACUAACUUCCCACCCUGAAGAUAUAUUGCUGGAAACAGGGAAGUGUUUAUAAUGAACCUCUGUCUGCAAAUAGAUAAACCCAUGCAUCAUGGGUGUUAAGAAAGAAAUCAGUACAACUCUUCUGUUUCAAGGAUGAAGGAUCAUAACCUAGAAUGAUAAUGCAAAGUAAAGAUCUUGAAUUUAGUACAUAUCCAAUAAAAACAGAGAAUAUUACAUCUCUGCAGUAUCCCCUUUAUAUCAUACCAGUAGGGUUGUUUCUUAGGCAAAGGUUUCUGCUUUAAGUAUGAUGGUAGAAUUAAGCAUUAGCUAUUUUUAUGGGUUUUUCUUGUUUUUUAGAUUUCCUGCUGACAUGAUAUAAACAAUUAAUAUAUAUUUAAUGUUAUUAACAACAGGAAAUAUGAAUCUGAGUUAAUUGCACACCAAUGACAUAGUGUUAAAAAAUACUGGUAAGUUCCACUCGACAAUUAUUUCUCCAGUGGAGUUGUGAAAUACUAACAGCCUUUGAUAUUCACCAUCAGGCUGAAAGAAGUUGAUGUUUUACCUUUAAAACAAGAUUUAUCAGGGGUAUAUAUAAAUAUAUGUAUAUUGUAUAUAUGUUAGAAAGAGUAAGAGAAUAACUUAUAAAAAGAAAAAAUCUAUAUGACAUAAUUAUAUAACCACCCAGUGUUACAUGUUAUCAUUAAAUUGGUAACAAAUGGCAUAAAAAUAGCUGUGCCUUUAAUUUGUGAUAAAGGCUAUUUGCUUUUUCCCAUAGAAAGCUAACAUAUACCUAUCAAUAUGGUGGGGUUUGAUGCAGCCAGUCUGUUGAAUUAAUAAGAAAAAUGACAUUCAAACUUAGAAUUAUGACAAAACAUACAUGAUUUAGGUUUAGAGAAAAAACUAUUUUUGAAAAGGUUUUGUAAAGACUAUUUAAAAAUAUAGGGAAGGAUUGGGUGUGGCCUUCCUGAAACUGCUCUUAAAGUGUUGUAACCCUUGGAGAGGUAUAAAGAAUCAAGAGAAAACCAUUUGAGAGAUAGGUAUUUAGCAUUUAUCAUUUUGUAUUUAAGAAACACCCAUAGCGUGCUUGGUGCUCAACAUUAUACAUGGUUUUUGGAGUUCUUCUCCACCAUCUAGCUAUAGAAAUUUGUCAUAUAAAUUAAUCUUUAAAGCAGUUGGCUUUAUAUAUCUUUUGUUAAACAACCAACCAAAACAAAAAAAAA